Thlaspi arvense is the source of this 2403-nucleotide messenger RNA. Lineage: Eukaryota; Viridiplantae; Streptophyta; Magnoliopsida; Brassicales; Brassicaceae. The record is from the annotation of a GenBank genome assembly.
AUGGUGAAGAAGCAAGGAGAAAUGAAUGUGUGUGGUGCUGUCAAUGGUGGCAGAGUGGGAACUUCUUCAGUUUCACCACCACAAGAGAAAGGAAGGAAGAACAAGAGAAAGUUAGCUGAUCCUUCUCAACACAAUGCUGCUGCUUCCUUGACUGAAUUCCCUCGGUAUGAGUUGCAUUCACUGAAAUCUCAAAACCCUUUGUGUGAGAAAGCGGAAGAGUCUGGAUCCGUUGGAUGGGACGAUCCGUUUGCUUGUCAUCUCGAAGAACUCUUAUCAUCGAAUCUGCUCGCACUCUUCCGUAGUGCAAUGAAACAGAUCGUGGACUGUGGGUACAGUGAGGAUGUUGUUUUGAAAGCUAUCUCAGGCAGUAGGCUCUACUGCGGUGGAAAUGAUCUCGUGUCAAACAUUGUCAAUGACACCUUGAGUUUCUUGAAGAGUGGGAAAAAAGUUUCCGGCUUGAGAGACUAUGUGUUUGAGGAUUUACAGCAGCUUGUUGCGUAUACGUUGGUAGAGAAGAUAAGUCUCGUUAGGGAGGUCAGGCCAUCUCUUUCAACAGUCGAAGCAAUGUGGAGGCUGUUGAUGUGUGACUUGAAUGUUUUGCAAGCAUUUGAGGUGGAAGGAGAUGGAUUUGAGGGCUCUUCAGGUUUCAAUCCGAAUAAACCGUCGGAAUCUGCAGGUGCUGCUGAGUGCAACCCUCCAAAAUCCAGCGACUCAGAUAACCCGAAGCCCCCAUUGUCCAAUGCUCAAAGCAAACAGGGUGAGCUAGUCAAAUUUGGGAACUUCCCAAGUUUAACCAACUCCAAAAACUCUCAUGCUAGUGGAGGAGCAACACCAGGAAAAGAGGUAUUUUCUGUUACCACUGCUUCUGGUGAAGCCACUAAAAGUACAUCCCUGACUUCUGUUUCUGAUGAAAAAUUAGUAUCUUGUCGAAAAAGCCGAACCAAAAAAGAAAUGGCCAUGCUCCGGCAGAAAUCAUGUGUGGAGAAGAUUAGAACGUAUAGCAAAGGCGGUGGCUAUAAGACGGCAAAGUUUGCCUCAGUCGGAGGUUUCCUUGUGGAGAAAAGAGGCAAGUCACCUUCUGAUUUGGUGUCUGCACAGGCAAGAAACUCUUCAUCAAAGGUAGCAGCAGAGGCUGUGAAAGUUCCUUUAGCCGAGAGUAACGGUACUAAGUCAGAUUCGCCUGCGGUAGAUGUGAAGAGAUGUGUUACUGCCUUACCUGCUAUUAAUGCUCCAGCACCAUUGGCUUCGGAAAAGAAGUCUGAAGAAAAGGCUUCUGUGUCUACAAAGCCAGCACCAGAUUAUUACGCUGCGAUCCCGUAUGAUGCAUCUCUGGGGAUAUAUGUUCCCCGGAACAAAAGAGAUGAGUUGGUAUUAAAGCUUGUUCCCCGGAUGAAAGAUCUGCAGAGUGAAGUGCAGGUUUGGACUGACUGGGCCAAUCAGAAAGUAAGGCAGGCAACUAGUAGACUUCUUAAGGACCAACCAGAGCUUAAGGCACUACGAAAAGAGAAAGAAGAGGCAGAAGAGUUCAGAAAAGAAAAGCAGUUGUCGGAAGAGACCACUAGGAAAAGGCGGUCUGAAAUGGAGUGCGCCUUGAAUAAUGCGACAAACCAGCUCGAGAAAGCGAAUAACACAGCUCGCAGGCUCGAGCUGGAGCAAUCUCUGUUAAAGAAAGAGAGGGACGCUGCUAACAUAAGAGCUGCCGAGGCCGCUGAGAGCUAUAUAGAAGCAAAGGAGAGAGUGCAAAGAUCGUUGAAGCAUACUCAGUCGUGGGAAGGGCAGAAGGUUUUGCUGCAGGAAGAGCUUAAGAGUCAAAGGGAAAAGGUGGCAGAGCUGCAGCAAGAAGUUGCUAAGGCCAAAAAUCACCAAAACCGAAUUGAGGCUACUUGGAAACAAGAAAAGGCAGCGAAUGGGAAACUUGCUGCACAAGCGGCUGCGUUGAAGAAAGAGAGAGAGAAGCUGGAAGAAGUCGGAAAAGCAGAGGAAGAGCGGAUCAAAACAAAAGCAGAGAGCGACGUGAAAUACUACAUCGAGAACAUCACAAGGCUCGAGGGCGAAAUCUCAAAGCUGAAACUCAAGUCAGACGGAUUGAAGAUAGCUGCACUGAAGAAGGGCAUAGAUGGAAGCAAUGACGGUAACAAGACUCAUAGCAACACCACAAAGACAAACCCGAUGGAAGCAGCAAAAGUGUGGGAGAACAAUCACGGGACAGAGGCGAAAAUCAAAAGGGAGAGGGAGUGUGUGAUGUGUUUGUCUGAAGAGAUGAGUGUGAUUUUCUUGCCUUGUGCACAUCAGGUUCUUUGCUCUAAAUGCAACCAGCUUCAUGAGAAGGAAGCCAUGGAGGAUUGUCCGUCUUGUCGGGCCAAAAUCCAGAGGAGGAUUCAGGCUCGUUUUGCUCGCGGGUAA